Molecule: messenger RNA, 1029 nt
Organism: Mustela lutreola (European mink)
Lineage: Eukaryota; Metazoa; Chordata; Mammalia; Carnivora; Mustelidae
Gene: PSMA5
Product: proteasome 20S subunit alpha 5
Exons: 9
Coding region: 129-854 (241 amino acids)
Biological process (GO): proteasome-mediated ubiquitin-dependent protein catabolic process
Cellular component (GO): nucleus; proteasome core complex; proteasome core complex, alpha-subunit complex
Source: RefSeq, a predicted model, not a curated record
CGCGGGCGCACGCGCAAUUGGGAGCCGGGCCUCGAUUCCGAGGUGGUGUGGGCGAGUUGGGUGUUGGUGGACUCGUGUUGGCCCUCGAAAACCCCGCGUAGCCGCUGCAGCCCUCUCCUUCCCUCGCCAUGUUCCUCACUCGGUCUGAGUACGACAGGGGCGUGAAUACUUUUUCUCCUGAAGGAAGAUUAUUUCAAGUGGAAUAUGCCAUUGAAGCUAUCAAGCUUGGUUCUACAGCCAUUGGGAUCCAGACAUCAGAGGGUGUGUGCCUAGCUGUGGAGAAGAGAAUUACCUCCCCACUCAUGGAGCCAAGCAGCAUUGAGAAAAUUGUAGAGAUUGAUGCUCACAUAGGUUGUGCCAUGAGUGGGCUAAUUGCUGAUGCUAAGACUUUAAUUGAUAAAGCCAGAGUGGAGACACAGAACCAUUGGUUCACCUACAAUGAGACAAUGACUGUGGAGAGUGUGACUCAGGCUGUGUCUAAUCUAGCUCUUCAGUUUGGAGAAGAAGAUGCAGAUCCAGGUGCCAUGUCUCGUCCCUUUGGAGUAGCACUGUUAUUUGGAGGAGUUGAUGAGAAAGGACCCCAGCUGUUUCACAUGGACCCAUCUGGGACCUUUGUACAGUGUGAUGCUCGAGCAAUUGGCUCUGCUUCAGAGGGUGCCCAGAGCUCCUUGCAAGAAGUUUACCACAAGUCUAUGACAUUGAAAGAAGCCAUCAAGUCUUCACUCAUCAUCCUCAAACAAGUAAUGGAGGAGAAGCUGAAUGCAACUAAUAUAGAGUUGGCCACGGUGCAGCCCGGCCAGAAUUUCCACAUGUUCACAAAGGAAGAACUUGAAGAGGUUAUCAAGGACAUUUAAAGAAGCAUGAGCCUCAGAACUUCUCUGGGACAAUUUCAGUUCUCCUAAAUGCUUUUAACUUUUAAUUUCAGCUCCUGUUCUUGGAAGAUCUCCAUUAUAUGUGCAUUUUUUUUUAUGAUGUCUGUACAUAAAGGCAGUUCUGAAAUAAAGAAAAAUUUAAAAUUUGUUAAUAGAC